CCCGGUUCAGGAACUUGAUCUGGGCCGAGUUCAGAAAUAACGCACAGGGUUCGAGUGCGAUUUUAUGAGUGUGCCUGAAUUGACAAUUGGCCAUUGGGCCCAUAGCACUGUCUAGCAUUUUUGAACAGCUAGGGCGUCGCACCGGUGUCACACUCACACUGGGUGUGUCAUUCCUGAACUCGCCCCUGAUGAAAAGUGACAACACCUCACCUAACUUCACUUUUGUUUUGAUUUAUUUAUUUUUAGGUUAGGAGGUUACUGCUGGCCGCUGGCCGGAUUUGUAAUGGUUUGUAUACAAGAAUCCGUUUGUAUACAUUUUUUUUCAGAAAACCAAAAACCAAUAAUAAUUAUUUAUUCAGAAAAAUGUUGAAAGAAGAUAAAUCUGAAUACUAUUGCAUUAAUUGUGGCGAAAAAACCAAAAGCCUAUUCAAAAAAUACAGUGAGACAGUAUUGAAACUAACAAAUUGUGAUAACUGUAAUGAAAUUGCAGACAAAUACCUAGAAUAUGAUAUAGUUAUAAUAAUUAUAGACCUUAUAUUGUUGAACACAAUGGCUUAUAGACAUAUAUUAUUAAACACUAAAUUCAAGCAUUUCUGGAAAUUAUCUGUGAUUUUAAUACUAUUAGAAUCCUACUGUAAGUGGGUCUUAACUUCUACAAAUUUCCAAGACCAUAUGAUUCAUAAUAAAACUAGUCAACCAAAUCUAAAGGAUUUCCACAUGAAAAUAGAAGACCUUCAAUAUUAUGGGAUUUGUAUAAAUACGACAAUCAGCUACUCUUGUUUUACACUAACCAUUGUUGCACUUAUAUGCGUCUAUAAACAAUAUUUUAACCAGAAGUUACUCAUUCAUCCAUCUUUAACUUUGGUAAUGAAAACUGUAACUCUUGCAUCUACAGGCAUACUUCUACAGUUACCAUCAAUAAUAUGGGAUUUGUCUUUGUAUGGGUAUCAUUUACAUUUUAUCACUUUGUAUACUUGGUUGAGUCAACUAUUGGCAUUUAGAGUGAUAUGUCCUAGUCCUAAAGCCUGGUGCCUUUUUGUAAUAUUUUCAGCACAUUUAAUAAAGACUGGCGUCAGUGUCAACUACAAGUUUUGAUAAUUUUAUGGUAAAAUAAUAAAGUUUUUUUUUCCUCAGCAUUACAA
Messenger RNA from Ceutorhynchus assimilis (cabbage seed weevil), 1142 nucleotides. NCBI's taxonomy places the organism in Eukaryota, Metazoa, Arthropoda, Insecta, Coleoptera, Curculionidae. The record is from the annotation of a GenBank genome assembly.